This is a messenger RNA of Canis lupus familiaris (dog), 2649 nucleotides long. RefSeq names its product ankyrin repeat domain 60 (gene ANKRD60). Lineage: Eukaryota; Metazoa; Chordata; Mammalia; Carnivora; Canidae. The transcript has 4 exons. Gene Ontology annotation, molecular function: protein binding. The record is from RefSeq and is a predicted model, not a curated record. Bases 1 to 966 code for a protein of 321 amino acids.
AUGCGGCGGUCGGCGGUGGGCGGCGGGGCUCGGGCAGGGGCGCCUCCGGGGGGCGCUCUGGGCCCCGACCCCGGGCGGGGCGGGCGGGGCGGGCGGGGGGCGGGCCCGCGGCCCCUUCCUGCGCAGUCGGCGGCCCGCGCUCCCGGCCAGGGCGGCCAGGGCGGCGUCGCGGCCCCGCAGGCCCCCAGCCCGGCUCUCGACUUGGCCCCGGACACCUUCGUCAUGCGGGUGCUGCUGGAGGACACCGGGGAGACCUUCCAAGUGGCGAACUGCCGCGGCGACAUGACGGUGCGGGAGCUCAAGGAGGAGCUGGACCUCCUGGUCGGCGUCCCCCUGGACCUGCAGCGGCUCCAGUACCUGGACCAAGGAGUUUUGAUGGAUGAUGCUACGCUGAAGUUCCAUGAUGUUGUUCCUGGUGGAAUUAUUUCAUUAUGUAUCUGGCAUUAUGAUGGAUGGACGGAACUGGUUUUGGCGGCUGUGGAAGGGGAUCCCAGUAAGCUGUCUUGCCUUGGUGUUGACGAGGACUCUCUGUACCGAACGGCCAACUCGCAGCAUUACGAGCGCAAGCAGUGCAAGGCCUGGAUAGCCCAGAGGGCCUUCGUGGCCCUGUACGUUACGUCUCACAGAGGUCACCCGGAUGCUGUGCAGUACCUUCUAGAACAUGGAGCCAACUGUCUCAGCAAAACCCCCAUGGGCAGGACGGCCCUGCAUGUGGCUGCAGCCAUGGGCCGUUUGGACUGUAUAAACCACCUGCUCGAUUACGGAGCCUCCAUACAUGAAAAGGAUGCCCGGGGGGAGACCCCCAUGUCCAUCGCCCGGCGCAUGAACCGCAAGCACAGUGAGCGACGCAUGUUCCUCUUCUACUGGAUGUCAAGGCUGGGGACAAAGGACCCAAAGAACUUGAUCAAGAACAAGGUUUUUCUCAGAGCAAAGUCUGGGUUUGGCUCCAAGAAGAGCCCAGUCUAACUCCCACUGGGAACGUCGGCCCCUCGAAGCGGACUCGGGAAACUUUUCGGAGUUCAAAUUCACGCACGGUGGCCCUUGGUGAGCAGGAAGCCCAGAAAACAUGGCAAUUAAUCUGAAUCAGAUACUAAAUUAUCUGUCCUGUUUGCAAAUGACUUGGGGAGGGUGUUGAUGGAAGUAGGUGAGUUUGUGUUCGUUCCGUAAUCCAUUACGGCCCGAGCAGGCUCUGAUGCCAGCCGUUAAUUUUAAGCUAUUUGUACGUUGUAUCCAAUAACGCUCUUGGGGUGAUGGGAGCCAAUUACCUUCUCUGGCGUCCGGAGACCAUCUAAUGCAUCAGCAUAAUAGAAGUAAUAGCAACGAUGAGAACAGCGCUGUGGCUGUCGCCCAGAACACGUGCUGGCAGAUGUCGGGAGGUCACGUGCGGGGUGGGCUGUGAAUUUCAGUUUGUAGAACUCAGGAAUGGCAGGAUGGAACGGGAUGUUCCAGAAGUUUUCCUGAGCCAUCUCUGAGGCUCAUUGUCUGAGGGGUCUGCUGCUGGGACCGGGGUGUGGGGACGAGGGGCAAAGAGCAGAGAGCUUGGUUCUCCAGUCACGUCGCCCACAGGGUGCCUUAUUAGUCUUCGUGAAAGGUGAUCAGUUGCCGUUGGGUUUGGAGGAGGCCGUGUAGAGAAGGAGGAGGAGCUCAUAGAGGAGAGAAUCAGAGCUGGCACCUUCUUUCCUUUGGUCCCAACCCCAGUGGUCCAAGCACCCCCCACCCCCCGCCAUGGCACCCCACUUCCUCCAGCGUUUUCCUUCCCUCCUAGAACCAUGGCAAUGCCAUCAUCCCUCCUAUGGUUAGUUCUAGGCUCUGGGCUUCACAAGGGCUGCGGACCUGCGGGUGCCCAGCCUGGCCUGUGUCCGAGCUGGGGGUGGGAGCCCAAAGGGACGGUGGGGAGCAGGGCUGGCUGACAUGCACACCCCUGUCUGACGGCGGCGCCAUGAAUCAGCUCCAGCCGAACCGUGAGCCAAAGGCUGCUAGAUUUUUCUAGAGCCUUUGGAUAGGAUAUAUUCUGAUUUUUUAAGUGCUGGCUUGGAUUUAUAAAGAACCGCGGCAUGGUACAGAAGGGGUAGCCGAUUUGAGGCCCACCUGUGGGACUGCCUCCUAUUGCCAAACUCUACCCCAUGUCACUGAGGAAAAGUGGCAGAAACAACUCCAACCUCCUGGGACAUUUGCGGCUCAGAAGCCACAGGCUGGAACGGCCACGGGUCUUGCUGGGCGACAGGUACCGUCCACACUCCCACCCCGCGGUUUCGGAUGUUUCUCUACGGCCCUAUAAUCUGACACGACCUCUGGGAUCUGUGUGACAAUGGUCUCUCGACUGUGGAAGUUCUGUCUUUAAGGUGAUGGGAAACAGCACCGUAUCCCGGCCGCCCUUCUUUCCCACAUACAUCCCGAUAACUGGAUUCGGCUUUUAAAUUAAUUGGCUGCAUUUCCUGCUGUCAUAACAAGGAAGAUCCGUGUUGAUGAUGUGGCUUUACACUCGGUAGACGUGGCUGUACCCAGCUCAGCAAUCUGUUUGACAAAUAAUAGUCAGAAAAAAAAUAUAGCUCAGCAUCAACUAUGUCAAAACUGAGAUCUUGUUUUUGGCAGACAUUCUCCAAAGUCAGUAGACAGAUAUUAAAUAACCCCAUCCAUUGGGUCAAUUCA